AUGGAAGAUACCAAAAGUCAGAGGCUUGUCAAAGAUUUGCAGUUCCGGGAACUUCUUCCUGACGUGAAGGUCCAGACCAACUUGUUAAAGCGGUGGGCAGUGCUUGUUAGCAGAAUUGUCACCAAGUACAUGCAGUAUUUUGGCUCUCUCAAGAAAUGUACAAUCCACCACAUCAAACAUAAGCAUACACAAGAAAUGGCACACCGUUCUGUUGUGUGUUGUUUAGGAAUGGAAUUCUUAAACCCCAACGUAGCUGGAGACAUGGCUCAGCUUAUGCAACACAACCAGAAAAAGUAUGUGCUAACGCUUGGUGACAGUCGAGAGCCAUUGAUUUGUGUACCAAUGCAUGGAGACCAGCUCUACGAAGAGAGAUCUAGAAAUGUCAAAUGGUCAUUCCGAGAUUGUCUGGAUCCGCUUCAGCAAUUACACGGACUGGAUACUGAGUUUGCCGACUGGCAUGCCAAGUAUACACUAUAUAAGUUUGAGUACAAAUUGUUUGUGGAUCAUUCAUCUGCUGGUGAGAUUGGGACAAGCAUGGCAAGCAUCAAUCGCACAGGCAAAACAAAUGCAGCCAAAGGAGUAGAGAAUCACUACAACGAAUACAGUGAGUUCCACUCAAGAGAAACCGAAGCCCAUAUACUGGCAUCAUUCAUGGAGCACAUGGGGAUGAAAAACUUAGAUGAUUCCCCCAAUGGUGUAACUCUAUCUGACUCCGAUGCUCCUGGACCCACAAAAGGAAAAUGGCUGCUAGAUGUUUGUGAGGAGCAUGUUAAGAGAUUUGUCUUCAAUGCUGGUGAAAUGACUGGCCUAGUUGAACAAACAGAUCAACUCCAGCAAGAAGAGAGUGGCAGGUGGGUUUGCAGAGCUGAAGAUUGUGAUGCCUCAUAUAAAUUGCAUUCAGGAAGAGUGAGACAUGAAAUUAGAAUUCAUGGCCUAUCCUCCUACAAUGGUGUACAUGAGCAUGAUCCACUUGGGUAUUACUACUGCAGAGUAGGCUGUGGAGAAGUCUUCAAAAGCAAAACCACACAGAAAAGAGAUCCCCCAGGAAGAAAAAGUGUUGCUCAAGAUUAUUUGUACAAUUACCAUAGUGCCAAACUUACAUUUGGAUUAAUUCUGAUGGAGUUUGAAGAUGCAAUCAAAGAAGGUGAUGGGGACAGGCUCUUUGAUAUUUACAAGGUUGCCCUUCUCUUGUUCACAAUGUGCCACAAUGGCCACUACAGGGUUGAACAGACAGUUUUUUAA
Molecule: messenger RNA, 1242 nt
Organism: Dendronephthya gigantea
Lineage: Eukaryota; Metazoa; Cnidaria; Anthozoa; Malacalcyonacea; Nephtheidae
Exons: 6
Coding region: 1-1242 (413 amino acids)
Source: RefSeq, a predicted model, not a curated record